Cadophora gregata is the source of this 1649-nucleotide messenger RNA. RefSeq lists its product as uncharacterized. Lineage: Eukaryota; Fungi; Ascomycota; Leotiomycetes; Helotiales; Ploettnerulaceae. The record is from RefSeq and is a predicted model, not a curated record. Bases 574 to 1479 code for a protein of 301 amino acids. The transcript has 4 exons.
CUCUUUCCCCAGCUACGGCAAAAUUAAGCGAACUCUCAAGUUUCUCCCCCAGAACCCAAAAUCCCAUACUGUAUCUAAUCGACAAACAACCUCCAGUCUUCCAAUCCCAAAUCCAAAAAUCUGAUCAGAAUACCACUUACCAACCAUCUACCUCCCCAACCUCACAAUAUCUUUACAAUCCAGUUUCCCCUCCAAAAUCAAGGAACCUUCACGGGCAGCCAUCCCGAAGGAUUCGCAUCCCUCGCGGUCGUGGCUUGAGGCUGACCCCAAACAAUUGGCCACGCCAGGGAUUCAACAUGCACACAGCCUUGCUCAUCCCCAUCCCCAUCCCCAUCCACACUGCGCGAGAUUAGAUUGGAAAAUCCAGCGCCCGCCACCAGCAGCCGUUGAGGAGGAGCUUGAGUUCGAGAUUCUGCCUCGGGAUGGCGCAGCCAGCCAUGGGGUACUUUUGUUUGGGUGUGGUUUUCCUCGCGACGACAGCUGCACUUCUUCUUCUCGACUUUUUGGAGAUUUUUGUGUGAUUGAGAUGUGUUUUGGGGAUUUGAAUUGACGGAAUAAUACGGUAGGAUCAGGAUGGAACCGAUGGUUACGAAUGCGCCCGUGUGGGAGUUUGGCAAGAGGCAGAAUGGGAAUCGGUUCAUUGGAUAUACGAGUUCAGGGACGGAUUGGCUACCGAUAGCUUGUCCUACUCUGCAGACUGUCACGGAAUCUGGGACGUUCUUUGCAUGUGCUGUCUCUGCACCUACGAGUAGUAGUUUUGGGAUUGCGACGACUUGUACGAGGGGGAGUGAGUUACCGAAUCCGGCUGGGAUUUUUACUUGCCCCGGGCCUUGCUGCUCAAAUACACUCUACGCCAGCCGCGGCGACACAGUACCAUAUCACGCCUAUGCAUGCGGAACCUGCGUCUCAACACUAUUCAGAGAUAUCCCAAAUGACGAAACAACUUCUUCAACACCAGCAGUCGACCCCCUAACAACAACCAGCACCACCUCCACAACCCCCUCAUCCUCCAACCCAAACGGAAGUCUCUACUCCAAAGGCGGUCUCGGCUCACCUUCAUCCUCCUCCACCUCAUCCACCUCGUCACCACCUCUCUCCACCUCCCCCACCUCUCAAACAUCCUCCUCAUCCAAAUCAGCAAGCAAAGCCUGGAUAGCAGGCGCUGUAAUCGGGCCUCUCGUCGCAGGAGCAAUUAUUGCCGCUCUAGCGUUUUGGAUUUGGAAAUUGAAGAGGAGGGGUGUGGUAGAGAGGGAGAGGGUAGUGGUUGUGCCGGGUGAUGCGGGUGGGAAGGUGGAGUUGGAUAAUGAUAAUGCUUAUACGGGAGCUGGAGGUGGAGGAGCGGCUGGAAGAGGUGGGUAUGGCGGAGGGAUGACCAAUGUGGCGGAGGUGGGUGGGCAGGGUGUUGUGGAGGCGGAUGGUGGACAGAGAUAUGGAGAAGGAGCUGUGGAACUCCCUGGGUGGAGGGGUGGUGCAAGAUGAUUAAUGGAAUCCAAUGAAAAGAAAAGAAAUGAAAGGAAGACGUGCCGGGGUGCGGAGGGAUGUGAUGUGUAAAUGAGAGUGUAAGUGCCACAAGUACUUUUCAGUGCUUUCAUGAGACGAGGAGUAUAUAUAUAAUAGCACGCAAUAUGACUAUAAAUCUCCAGCAAGCG